Phascolarctos cinereus (koala) is the source of this 2321-nucleotide messenger RNA. RefSeq names its product sphingosine-1-phosphate receptor 3 (gene S1PR3). Gene Ontology annotation, biological process: G protein-coupled receptor signaling pathway. Gene Ontology annotation, molecular function: sphingosine-1-phosphate receptor activity. NCBI's taxonomy places the organism in Eukaryota, Metazoa, Chordata, Mammalia, Diprotodontia, Phascolarctidae. The record is from RefSeq and is a predicted model, not a curated record. Gene Ontology annotation, cellular component: membrane.
CCCUGGUAAAGCUCGGCUCCCAGCCUUCCAGAGCAAAGUCAGUCCAACUGACUCCUACUGGCUUUGAGACUGGUUCACCCACUGGACAGGACUUAACAAAAGCGGGGACAAAAGCAAAGGGUUUAACCUCGCGCCCGCCCGUGCUCCGCUAUCGUGAUCAUUUCAGAACUUCCCGGGACUGUUCUCUACCUACCCACUCCCCAGAAUCUUCUGACCCAGAAAAAGAGAGUGGAACCCCUCCUCCCAGGAUGCCUGCAGUUAAAGUGCUUCCCAAAGCAGAGGGUCCUGGUUUUACUGGCACUGCUGAAAUUUGAGCCGCAACACUUACUGAAGCUAGAGCUACUAUUGAUUUGCCUUGAAGGAAGUGUACAUCUUGGGGAAUGUUACAUAAGCUCCCUGCAGUGUAUACAGUCUUCAAAAAAGUACUUGAAUCAAAACAAUGGCAAAUGCCCCUCCUCCACUCAAUAAUUCCUUCUAUGAAAAUGGGACUGUGUCACUUCAUUACAACUAUGUAGGAAAACUGAAAGAGAGAUUAAAGGACAAUGAAGGCAAUGAGCUGACAGAUGCUAUUUUCCUAGUCAUCUGCAGCUUCAUUGUCCUGGAGAACUUGAUGGUUUUGAUCGCCAUUUGGAAAAACAACAAAUUUCACAACCGCAUGUACUUUUUCAUCGGUAACCUUGCUCUUUGUGACUUGUUGGCUGGCAUAGCUUACAAAGUGAACAUCCUGAUGUCUGGAAAGAAAACCCUGAGCCUGUCGUUAACAGUCUGGUUUCUGCGGGAAGGCAGUAUGUUUAUUGCACUCAGUGCUUCCACUUGCAGUUUAUUAGCCAUAGCUAUUGAAAGACACCUGACUAUGAUUAAAAUGAGGCCUUAUGAUGCCAAUAAGAAGUAUCGGGUAUUUCUCCUCAUUGGGAUGUGCUGGCUUAUUUCCUUUUCCCUGGGUGCCUUACCCAUCCUGGGAUGGAACUGCCUUGGCAACCUUCCUGACUGCUCUACAAUUCUGCCCCUCUAUUCCAAGAAGUAUAUUGCAUUUUGCAUCAGUAUCUUCAUAACCAUUCUUGUGACAAUUGUGAUUCUUUAUGCACGCAUUUACAUUUUGGUGAAGUCCAGUAGCCGUAAGGUCACCAAUCACAACAACUCAGAAAGGUCCAUGGCACUGCUUAGGACAGUGGUGAUUGUAGUCAGCAUUUUUAUUGCCUGUUGGUCUCCACUGUUUAUCCUCUUUCUUAUUGAUGUUGCCUGCAAAGUUAAAGAGUGUGCUAUUCUCUAUAAGGCCCCAUGGUUCAUUGCCUUAGCUGUUCUCAACUCUGCCAUGAAUCCUAUCAUCUACACCCUGGCCAGCAAAGAAAUGCGGCGAGCUUUCUUUCGCCUUGUUUGUAACUGCCUGGUGAGACACAAAGUGACUCGCUCUUUGCCCAGCCAGCCAGCUCUGGAUCAAAGUAGAAGUAAAUCAUGCAGCAGUAACAACGGUAACAAUAUACCAAAGCCAAAGGAAGACUUCCCACAAAUCAAUGCCUCCUCAAGCAUCAUCGAAAAGACUGAAUCUCUAUACAAUGGGAUUUUUUGCCAGUGAAGCACCUGUUUUGAGAAAAGAACAAAGAGAAACCCUUUCCAAUUUCUGCAGACUUCAGUCAAAAGGGGAAACCCUAUCCAGCUCUUUGACUGUUUCUAUUUAUUGCAUGAAUCUCUUCAGUUUUGUUUCUUUGAAAGUUAUGACUCAGGAAGAUUUGCUUUAUUAUACCCAAAGCCUAUAAGCUGUGGGAAUAUGUACGUGAAGGAGUUGAUUAUACACUAUUGACUAUCUAGCCAAAUGUAGGCAAUGUCAGUGUUAGCAUCGCUCUCAAGGUUCUUCCAACUUUAAUAUGCACUGCAGACAACAGUGGAAACCGUACUCUAUAUGCCGCACUGCACUGUUUAUUAUCAUCUGGGGACAACCUCAAUGUAUCACAUAAUAUACAGUGCAUUUCGUGGCUUGCCUCUAGCUAUUGUUCUGAUAACAUCAUACGACACUUACUCCAGAAAGUAUAACUGCUCAUAUUUGUACAUUAAUAUGUUAAAUAGCAAUUACACUACAAAUGUUUACAUUAUGAUACAUAUAAUAUUGUAGCACACAGUGUUUGUUAUGAAACAGGCCAUACAAGAAUAUUGCUGUUUUAAAUAGUACGUAUGACUAUAUAGGAAGAAAUAAUUGUGAACUUAGUUGGCAAGUACCAGCUUAUAAACUGCCAGAGAUUAGAAUUCACCAAAGAGGGGCAGCUAAGUGGUGCAGUGGCUAGAGCACCAGCCCUGGAUUCAGGAGGACCUGAGUUCAAAUCCGACUU